This is a messenger RNA of Trichoderma citrinoviride, 654 nucleotides long. RefSeq lists its product as hypothetical. The transcript is spliced from 2 exons. NCBI's taxonomy places the organism in Eukaryota, Fungi, Ascomycota, Sordariomycetes, Hypocreales, Hypocreaceae. The record is from RefSeq and is a predicted model, not a curated record. Bases 1 to 654 code for a protein of 217 amino acids.
AUGGAUCCGGACUGCGCCAUAUGCCAUGCGCCGGCCUCGAUGGCCUGUGACUGCGAGGCAAAAGGCCUCGAGGUGGCCGUUAAGCAGGCCGAGGAACGCAUGAUGCGAUCCAUAUACGGCGACAUACGUUCGUGGGUAAGGGCCCAUGCCCAGGAUUAUAUACUCGAGUAUUUCCGUCAACUUGCCGAACGACGAAAGACGGCCCACUCGGCUCAUCUCGACCACAUCACCGCCCACGCCUUCUAUCAUUACAACGCGCCGCCACAUCCCAACCAGAUCGCCGAGGCCCAGGCCACCCUGAAGCGAGGCAUCGACGAGGAUUGGCAGGCCAGCGUACAACGUUAUCCCGAAGUCCUCGAAUACUUUUACAGCCUCAUCGAGCUCACCCUUCCCGCGGACGACGAGUCUGCCGUGAAGAACCCUCCCUUGACUGCUCCACCUCGGAAGCCGAGUCGUCGGGCCGGCUCCAUCAGUGCCAGCGCCGGUUCCGCUCCUCCUCCCGCCAUAGCCCCUCCCUCGUCUUUCCACGACCGCGAUGCCCUCAUGGAGCGCCGGACUCCCGCGCCAGCUACCACACCACGAGACCGAAGGACAUUCAGGCCACCGCCUCCCCAGCACCACCCAUCUUCGUCUUACUACGCACCGUUUGGAUGA